Molecule: messenger RNA, 1067 nt
Organism: Etheostoma spectabile (orangethroat darter)
Lineage: Eukaryota; Metazoa; Chordata; Actinopteri; Perciformes; Percidae
Product: adhesion G protein-coupled receptor F5
Exons: 11
Coding region: 96-977 (293 amino acids)
Source: RefSeq, a predicted model, not a curated record
GAUUAGUGGUCUAAGGACCUGGUGGUAGCAUUAAAAUGAUUUUUUGCUUCUGACAGGAGUCAUUUUUUGGAAGCUGGAAGACAACCAGAGUUGGGAUGGCGUUACUGAAGGCAGUAAGACACCUGAUUCUUCUUCUGGUGAUAUACUACAGUGUGGCGGAUCACAGACACAGAGAGGCUUUGGAUCUAUUCUAUGAGGUAGCAUCAGAAUCAUCAGACAUUCAUGCCAGAGAAAAAAGACAGGUCCCCCCAGCUCCCUUACUUUCCACUGAUUAUGUACUCCAAGUUGACAUCAAUGCCUCCAACCUGGCACUUCUCAAAAAGGUUUUGAGUGAACUUCCUUCCGAGAUCACCUUGGCAAACAACACUGUAAUUACCAGCAUCAACACCACAACAGUGUGUUCCCCAAAUGGAUCUGCAUACCAGUGCAGAUGUGAGGAGAACUAUGCUUGGUCGUUUAGGACCUGCAGUACCGUAAACACCUGUGAUGCAGUCAUUGAUAAUACCUGUGGAUGCAUUAAUUCCCUUCCGCCUGAUGGCCGGUACUGUGAGCUAAACACCAGUCAAACAGGUCCAGUGGACGUUGAGUUGGUCGUGGAAUUGCGCAUCCCAGUCUCCAGUGUGCCAUCAAAUUUCAUUGAUAUAUUCAGGCAAAGACUGGCAAUCUUACCGUUGCCCCUCGCCACUGGAUCUUUAACUAUACGAAACAUAACUUUCACCACAGGGUGCUAUCCAAACUCCACUGGAGGACUGCAGUGUCAGUGUGAGAACCAGUUUGCUUGGUCAUGUGACAAGUGUACCAGCUACGGUGCGUGCGGUAAUGCUACCAGUCAAAGCUGUGUGUGCAUUAAUGGACUUCCUGAUGGACAGUUCUGUGAACCAAUCACAAAUGUCACUCCAUGUAGAAACCCGACUGAGCCACCAACGACACCAACCCCAAAUGUGACGACACCAACACCAAACACAACAGCGGAGUAAUGAGUUGGUGCUGGAAUUGCGCAUCCAGUCUCCAGGUGCCAUCAAAUUUCAUUGAUAUAUUCAGGGCAAAGACUGGCAAUUACCGUUGCC